CCGUUGCAGAGUUGUUCAAUGCUGCUUCCAUUGAUGAGGUCUGUUUUGGACCGAGUUCGACGAUGAUUAUCGAGAACAUCGCUAGAGCGCUCGAAAACGAUAUCCAACCCGGAGAUGAAUUCAUCAUUACUUAUGAACAUGAAGCCAACAACGGUCCUUGGAAGCGUUUGGCUGAGCGGCGCAAUGCCGUGGUCAAAUAUUGGCAACCUACGCCAAUAUCUGCGGAAAACCCUUACUCAGUUACAUACAAGGUCGAAGAACUGUUGCCACUGGUGUCUUCACGAACCAGACUGGCCGCCAUCACUGCAUGCUCCAAUAUUUUGGGAUCGUUGGUUCCUGUGGAAGAAGCAGUAAAGGCACUUCGCCAGCGUGCCAAAGAACAGGGCGCAAGAAAGGUCGAGGUGUCUGUGGAUUGUGUUGCAUACGCACCACAUAGAAAGAUGGACGUAAAAAAGUGGGAUAUUGAUUACUGUGUGUUCUCUUUGUACAAGGUGUACGGGACUCAUAAUGCUGCUGCCUACGUGCGGUCGGCGGCUCUGCAGACAUCUCUUACAUCUAUCGCACAUCAUUUCCUGAAGGUGGACGACAAGCCAUAUAAGUUGCAACCAGGUGGUCCAGGCUACGAGCUGGUGUAUGGUGCAACGGCAGUUGUGCCAUAUCUAAAGUCCUUGACUCCAGAAGAUGAUCUUGCAGCCUCUUUCGAUGCAAUCGCAAAUCACGAGCAAAAACUUGUGGCUCCUCUACUCCGCUUUUUGACGGACGCAAAACAAGCUAACAGGGGUGUUCGCAUUGUUGGGACAAGCGAGAUCAAUCUCUCAAGAGUUCCUACUGUCAGCUUUGUUGUCGUCGGACAGAACGCGAUCAAGAGCAAGGAUAUCGUAGGAGCGUUUGACAAAAAGGGAGGGAUCGGAAUUCGAUACGGCCACUUUUACGCGUAUUCUCUUGUUGACAAUCUACGCCCCAAACUGGACGUAGAUGACGGGGUCGUCCGCAUCUCACUUGUCCACUAUAACACUGUCGAGGAAGUGGAGAAGAUCGUAGGACAUUUUGAGGGAAGUUUUGGCUUGAGCAAUAAUGUAAAAUUGUAUGAAGAUGUAUGUAACUAUCUGGGAACAUUCUGGGGAUGUAUUUUUCUAGCAUGGUGCAUCAACAGUGCAUAUAUGGUCUCGAGGGUCAUUACCGUCGUAAGCUGUAUGCCGCAGAGGAUACUACAAGGCUGCUUAUCUCAGCACGGAGGUCCUCGUCCCGAGU
Messenger RNA from Suillus subaureus, 1251 nucleotides. RefSeq names its product pyridoxal phosphate-dependent transferase. The record is from RefSeq and is a predicted model, not a curated record. NCBI's taxonomy places the organism in Eukaryota, Fungi, Basidiomycota, Agaricomycetes, Boletales, Suillaceae. The annotation marks the transcript as partial. The transcript has 4 exons.